Messenger RNA from Tupaia belangeri chinensis (Chinese tree shrew), 682 nucleotides. Its product is annotated as protein SSXT. Lineage: Eukaryota; Metazoa; Chordata; Mammalia; Scandentia; Tupaiidae. Gene Ontology annotation, cellular component: nucleus. The coding region runs from base 1 to 627 and encodes 208 amino acids. Gene Ontology annotation, biological process: positive regulation of transcription by RNA polymerase II. Gene Ontology annotation, molecular function: transcription coactivator activity. The record is from RefSeq and is a predicted model, not a curated record. The transcript has a single exon.
AUGAAUCAGAGUGGCCCUCCCCCACCUCCACGCUCUCACAACAUGCCUUCAGAUGGAAUGGUAGGUGGGGGUCCUCCUGCACCACACAUGCAGAACCAGAUGAACGGCCAGAUGCCUGGACCUAAUCAUAUGCCUAUGCAGGGACCUGGACCCAAUCAACUCAAUAUGACAAAUAGUUCUAUGAAUAUGCCUUCAAGUAACCAUGGAUCCAUGGGAGGUUACAACCAUUCCGUGCCAUCAUCACAGAGUAUGCCCGUACAGAAUCAGAUGACAAUGAGUCAAGGACAACUUAUGGGAAACUAUGGCCCCAGGCCAAAUAUGAAUAUGCAACCAAACCAAGGCCCGAUGAUGCAUCAGCAGCCUCCUUCUCAGCAAUACAAUAUGCCACAGGGAGGCGGGCAGCAUUACCAAGGACAGCAACCACCUAUGGGGAUGAUGGGUCAAGUUAACCAAGGCAGUCACAUGAUGGGUCAGAGACAGAUUCCUCCCUAUAGACCACCUCAACAGGGCCCAUCACAGCAGUACUCAGGCCAGGAAGACUAUUAUGGGGACCAAUACAGUCAUGGUGGACAAGGUCCUCCAGAAGGCAUGAACCAGCAAUAUUACCCUGAUGGUAAUCUCUCCUAAUGUUCACUUUCCCAUUUUUCUAUCCCUGCCCAGUAUUAAUGUAGAGAGCUAUUCA